Molecule: messenger RNA, 2132 nt
Organism: Labeo rohita (rohu)
Lineage: Eukaryota; Metazoa; Chordata; Actinopteri; Cypriniformes; Cyprinidae
Gene: grapb
Product: GRB2 related adaptor protein b
Exons: 5
Coding region: 319-963 (214 amino acids)
Molecular function (GO): protein binding
Source: RefSeq, a predicted model, not a curated record
UACUACGGCAGACACACAUAAUCUCUCAGAUUCUCUAUCAACACUGUGCUUCCUCAGUUUUCCACUCAGUGUUUUUGUCGCUCCAGUUUCUCUGAAGGCUACUUAUCAUUCUUCUCCAAAUUAUUUCUCUCAUUCACCCUCUCCAUUAAACAUCUCCAUACUCCAUCCUUUUUUAAUCGUCUUCUUCACCAUUUCAUCUGUUUCCAUUUGCGCUCACCCUUUUCCCAUCCUUUGUCUCUGAACUCAUUCUUGUUUUCAUCCCAGUCUCAUCUCCACUUCACUGCCUGUCUGAUCUUUUCUUUUUCUGCUCUUUCUUCAAUGGAGGCUGAGGCACUUUACAGUUUUAGAGCGAGUGAAUGCGAUGAGCUCAGUUUUCAGAAGGGUGACAUCCUGAAGGUGACUAACAUGGAUGAUGAUCCGAACUGGUACACGGCUGAGCUGUUUGGUAGGCGGGGCUAUGUACCAAAGAACUAUAUCAAUGUAAGACCUCACACGUGGUUUGUGGGCGGAAUUUCCCGGCAGGCUGCAGAAAACCGUCUGAGACCGCUAGAGUGUGGUGCGUUUCUCAUUAGGGAGAGCGAGAGCACACCGGGAGAGUUCUCCGUGUCUGUCAGUUACGGUGACCAUGUGCAGCACUUUAAGGUUUUGAAAGAUGGACUAGGGCAGUUCUUUAUAUGGGAUGAAGUCUUCAGCUCCCUCAACCAGCUUGUGGACUUCUACAAAAUCAACAGCAUUGCCAAAGAGAGAACCGUCUUCCUAAAAGAGCCUGAGGGAUCAUUAGCUAGGCCACGUCAUGCCCAUGCCCUCUUUGACUUCACGUCCAAUCAUGCGACUCAUCUACGUUUCUUGCGUGGUGACGUCAUCGACCUGCUCGACUGUUCAGAUGCUCAGUGCUGGAGGGGGCGGUGCCGCGGAAGAGUGGGUGUGUUUCCACCAGAGUAUGUGCAGCCAAUUUAUCACUGAACUUCAUGCGUGUUACCAUCCUGUACAGUUAAACUCAUUGGAUGAGAGCCCAGAUGUAUUGAUCUGUCACACAUACUCUUCAUAAAUCUGAAGGUAAAUUAAGCCUUAGUCAUCAAUGUUUGAUGUAUUUAAGGUUUGUGAUUCAACCUCAUGUGUCAAAGGUCAGGCUUUGCCCAUUAUCGUAUGUUGAAAGCUUUCAGAAGGCAAAUCAAAAAUCAGUUACACCUUGUCAACAAACCAGUUUAGUAACACCCUUAAGGAACAUAACAAUUCAGUGUCAUUUACUUAUUGAUCAGCCAUUAUCUGAACUUCCUGUCUAUUCUUCUUUUAAAUACUUUCAAGUCCUUUCAAAUAAAGGUUUGGCUUUAGAAUAAGAGUAUCUACCUAUUGCGCCUAAUGUUUUAUGUUGAUAGCACAAAAAUGCAUUGUCAUUUUUUUCAACCAGAAGUGAACUAUAUAUUUCUUUUUUUUAUUCAAUAUGAAUUUCUACAUACAUAGCAAAUACUAUAUUUAUUUUCUUUAUUUUUUUUCUUUAUUGUGCUUAUGCCAUAAACAUACUUUUGAGAAUUACUGGCAAUUUUUGUGAUAUUAAGAAAUGUAUUUAUUUCUGUGAAAAAACAUUAACAUGUAGAAACAACUUUAAAUCAUUUGCAUGUUGAUUUCUCUGUAAACACUGUGGUUUUGUGGUGCUAUCAAAACAUUUGCCAAUGAUGUAAGUUUGGGGUGGGGCUAUUAUUUUGAUCAUCCAGUGACAGAUUGGAGUGCCCAGGAUGCCUGUCGCAUUCAUUUUUGUAAUUUUAUUUAGUGGCAAUAUUUAUUUUUUACUGUUUAAUGUUGAAAUUCUUACCAUAAAAAUGUAUUUUACACCACUAGUAAUUAUUAUAAAUUUAAUUUAACAUUUUCUAAACCAUAAUUUAACAAAUCAUUGAUAAAACCAUCAGAAAAUGUAUUUAUGUUGUUAAAUACAGAGGUGAUUAUAAAACUAUAUUGUAUAGGAUACAUGGAAAUGAUAGAUAUAUAUUUUCAUUGGGGUUCAUUGGGGUUAUUUCGUUGUUAUCAUUCACAUGUCUGUUCAGGAAGACCUCUGACUGAUGUUCUAAUGGAAAACAAAUGUUGGAUCCACCUAUACCAUGUGAAAACAUUUGGGACAUCUAGUGCUGUUUACGUAA